AUGGAUUACGCAUGGAACGAAGAUUUGGAUGAGCUGGCACGGAAAAGUGAACAGUUACUGGAAAGAUCGCGAGAGCGUCGAGCUGGCUAUAAGCUCAUCGACUCAGAAAUCGUCAAGGAGGGACCCGAACCAGUCCCUCAAGCUUUCAAAGACCAGGUUCGCGAUAUGCUCGAGUCGCGAAACUCGCUCGAAACGUCGACGACACGGGAGCAUGAUCGCUCAGGAUAUGUCACGGAUGUUUCAACAGCAACUUGGCAAUUCUCAACACAGUCAUUCUCACCACGAUCCGUUGUGUCAGUGAAUGGUGCCCGAGACGAUAUCCUCAAGAGGGAUAAGGGUUGGCCACAUGUGGCUCGACAAUCCACAUCUGUAGCUGAUGAUUCUGGACAAUCUUUACGUGAACUACAGGAGACCUACGAUCGAAAAGUGGAGCGAUUCGCCUCUAUGCCAAUGUUGCAUGCAACGGAUCGCACUUUCAUACGAGAUGAUAAACCGAGGAGCAUUAUGAAGCGACGAGAACUUGAAACUAGAGAUCAGAUGCUGCAUCCGUCAGCUGAAAAUCAACUGGUCGAACAGAGACAGUAUCAUCGUACGCAGAGUAACGUCAGUGCUAAGCCAUCUGUCACGGAGACGGUGCAGCGUUUUGAAGAGACACGUCGUACAGAAGAGGUAGAGCGACGUGUUCAACGUAAAGAACGUCGUGAACGUCGCUCUAGACAUCAUUCUUCGUCACGUCAUCAUGGCUCACAUGGAUGGGAGAACGGCUACAGCUCCGGUAAGGGAACAUUCCUGUCUGUGCACAGCUUCCGUUAG
Molecule: messenger RNA, 813 nt
Organism: Cooperia oncophora
Lineage: Eukaryota; Metazoa; Nematoda; Chromadorea; Rhabditida; Trichostrongylidae
Source: the annotation of a GenBank genome assembly